AUGACGCACUCACCCUUGCCAAGUUCUGCAGUCACUGAUGAAGUGGAACAGCUUUCAACUACAUUGCCGGAAGGAGGAGAUGCUAUGCGAAUAAAGGAUUUGCUUCAGAAGGAGCUCGAGAAUGAUUUAGACGUAUUUCCUAACCUCGUACAUAAGCUGACGGGGAUCGGUGAUCUAGUUCGAGAAUCAGCCAAUCGGCGCGUCAUCAUCCGAAAUUCAAGGGAUCUGAUCAGCACUAAAGAAAUCUUGGCAUUUACAACUGAACUUACGCGCUCUGCAAGAAUGAGCGAGUCCUUUGGCGAUGUAGUAACCGUAUCUUCAUUAUAUUCAGUGCUGUCGCGAUCCCCGAAAGCAAUACGGAAAUGUUUCAGUGCAUCCGCAGUUAGAGAAUUGACUUCAGCUAGUAAAUCAGGGAACUGUAUCUCGUGCCAACUGUUAGGCAAUUUUGUUCGCGCAUGUUGCAGAAGGUCGCAACAACAGUUGCUCGUGCGCAGUUGUGCCAAGUCGAUUGAUUUUAUCACUUCUAACGAAUUCGUGGAACUGGUUAUGAGCGAAAUUUCGGGCAAGUUCGCUUGGAAAGAUAGCAUGAAAGAUACUCCUUACUAUUACGCAAUAUUCGUUGAGCGCUAUGUCUUCCUGCAUCUCGAUCCUCAGAGAUCCGGAAAAGUAUCUAUACAAGAUCUUAUGGCUACACGACUUCUUGACGAUCUUUUUGAUGUACUGUAUGAACAGAGUCAGGAAAAUACGGAGCAGACAUGGGACAUUUCGCAGCUGUCUUGGUGCUCUGUGAACAAUUUUUGGAGGAUUCUUGAACAAUUUCGACAUUGUGAUAGAGAUUGGUCCGGUAUGGUGUCGUUGGAGGAGUGCCGCUACUUGAAAGACGGGGCCUUCACACCAUUGUUUCUGGAGCGAGUGUUCGCCACUCAAAUGCUGUAUGGUGAUGACCCGAAAGCAAUGGAGAUGGACUUCCGAGGGUUUGUCGAAUUAGACGCGGCUGUCAAUACCAGAAAGGAAACAGCAGCAAUCAAGUGGCUUUUUCGAGUUCUUGAUCUCAAAGAUGACGGAUUUUUGGAUCGCGAUGAAAUUCGAAUGAUGACUGAGAGUAUGGUAACAAAUCUAGCCAAAGUGGAGGGAUGGGCCAACUUCAACCCUGAUGAUAUAGUUGACGAAGUGAUCGAUAUGAUAAAUCCACAUAAUCCAAAUCUGAUCACAGUCGAUGAAGUGAUUGCCAGUCGGAUGGCAGAUACUGCUUUGGGAAUACUUAUCGACUAUUAUGCUUUUCUGAAAUACGAAAAUCGUGAAGAAGAGUCAGCUUCGUAGAGUGCCUUGUUGUCUGCGAAUCAUUUUUCUCGUUAGCAUGUGUUUUCAUCUCAAUCAUGGUCUCAUCCCACUGCCUUGCUGGAUCUAUCAGUUUUUGUCUUAUAUCAUUUUGAUGCUUCUUGAGUAUGCUGUUUUUCUUUUUCCGUUCUGCUCCUAAUCAAUCUCAAACUUGCUCAUUGACCGUCCUAAUAUUUGGCACUGCUUGUUUUCUCCGAUGUUGGUUGUGUACUUAUCGAAGAAGUCUCACUUUACUCACAAGGUUGACUACUUACAUUUUGUUAUGCGGCACUCGUGUCCUCCAUGGCUCCUUUUUCACCUCUGCUGAUUACACAUUUUAUCAUGUUUAUAAGUUGUACAUUAUGAUUGAUACAAGUUCUGAUGGUAAAAUACGUACAUGUGAACAAAGCUCUUCAAUAU
Cylicocyclus nassatus is the source of this 1737-nucleotide messenger RNA. Lineage: Eukaryota; Metazoa; Nematoda; Chromadorea; Rhabditida; Strongylidae. The record is from the annotation of a GenBank genome assembly.